ACCGUCACCACGAGCAUGUCUACUCCGGCCGGCGAGGCGGCCGGCGCAGGGACGCCGGAAGCAGCGGCGCCAUUCUCCGCCGACUGGAAGGAGCGGAUCUUGGUCCCCGUCGCGGCCGCUGGUGUUGUCGGAGCUGGGUUCGGGCUUCUCUCGCGGCACAGGGCGCGCCUCGGCGCCUUCCGCGCUGCUGCCACCUAUGCGGCCAACCUCUCCAUCGUCGCGGGAUGCUACGGAGGGGCACGUGAACUUGCAAGAGAUGCUCGAGCUACAACAACUGAUGAUCUCAUGAAUUCUGUUGUUGGUGGGCUAGCAAGUGGAGCUGUUCUUGGCCGAAUACAAGGUGGCCACUUUGGAGCGGUGAAAUAUGCAGUCACCCUAGCUGUUGCUGGUACUGCAAUGGACUAUGCUGCAAUGAAGCUAAACCCUCAAUGGCGUGAUUGGAAAGAGCAUUUAUCGGCAAGUAUGAAAGAAUGGUUUAUUGUACCCGACUGGUCACCUAUCCAAGUGCUGGAUGAGGAGGCGUUGGCGAAGAAACGAGAGCGAGAAGAGAUGGUGUUUGGUCAGCGAGAACGAUUACGAGCACUCAGUAAACUCAAAGAGGAAGAACCUUAGCUGCCGUGCUUCGGAGAACUGCAUAGUUGAUAUAGGUUUGAUGGCUUUGUCAGGGCGUUGUAUGUCUCCCCAUCCAUAGUGUCAGAAACGUCACAGAGUUGUAGCUCUCUUUCUACCCUGAGCUUUGUAAAAUGUUCAUGGAAAACCAUGUAGUACUGGAGUGUUUAAAAUAUCUGCGUUGGUGCUUAUAGUACUGCUCCUGUCUGUAAAACGCCAAUGACUCUUUGUGGGCCUCCCUGGAAGAAAUAAGUUUUGGAGAAUCUAAUCGAAAGUAGAAGUUCGGACAGGAGAUUUUUGGAUUGAUUAAGAUGAAUUUUAUUUUGGAGGAAUGCUAGCAAGAGUUAUAAUCUUGUGUUACAAA
Lolium rigidum is the source of this 973-nucleotide messenger RNA. RefSeq lists its product as uncharacterized. The record is from RefSeq and is a predicted model, not a curated record. Lineage: Eukaryota; Viridiplantae; Streptophyta; Magnoliopsida; Poales; Poaceae. Gene Ontology annotation, biological process: protein insertion into mitochondrial inner membrane. The transcript has 4 exons. Gene Ontology annotation, molecular function: transmembrane protein transporter activity. Bases 16 to 612 code for a protein of 198 amino acids. Gene Ontology annotation, cellular component: TIM22 mitochondrial import inner membrane insertion complex.